GCGUUCAGUGUUCUUCUUUAUCGCUUUUCAUUCGGCCCGUCGCCGUCUACACCCGCCGACUAUACGGGACCGCAAAACUACUACAACCGACGUUAUUAUAAUCUAACCUAUAGACACCGACACCGGCCAUGGACCCGGAAAUGAUAAGUGACCAGGUAAGCAGUAUAAUAUUGUGUUCAAUAAAUUAAACAUAAAUUGUAAUAUUACGAUAGUAUUGUGCAUUAUAUUAUUGGUAUUGUUACUUUACCGUUGCGAGAGUUGCGUAUAUAAACACUCGUAUAUUAUAACGAGUCUCCGCGAAGAUUGGCCUGGUUGGGGGCUAGUAAGACCUUAGGAUUUUCGGGGUGCGAUCGCACCCCGAACCCUGACUUAAAAAUUAUAACAAAGCGGCUUUAUUAAAGCGGUAUUUGAAUUGUUCGAUCAGUGACGGGCUGGUGACAGAUCGGCCCACGGACAUUAAAAAAUAGAAUGGCCCAAUUUUUCGUUGCAACCAAAAAUGUUCAAAUUUAUAUGGAUUAAAUUUGUUUGUUGAUUUUGUUCGAAAAAAGACACACAGUUUUGAUACAAUAAGGAGAGAAGAUUCAUCAUAAAUUGUAUUAGGUAGUGAAAAAAAUGUUAGAAAUUAGUUGGAAAAAUAAAAAAAUUGAUUGAUUGAUAAUACAAGUGAUAUAAUUCGCACCCAGGGAGAUAAAUCUCCUAAACUGUUAAGGCCUUUCCGCCACUGUAUUCGAAAAACGAUGGUAGUAUAAUAGCGGAAUAGUGAUGUUAACACAGAUCCUCUAUUACUUUUAAAAACCUUUAAAAUUGUUCUCACCCCAGAACUUUUUCUCUUUAGUCUACCGCUGAGUAUACCGACCCCGUCCGCCCGUCUAACCGCGCGAAAUUUAUUUUCGCAUUUAUAUACGAUAUAUAUCAUCAAUGAUUAUAAUAUAUGUACCACGUGAUGUAUCGACCUGCGUACAAAAUAUUAUCUAACUUUUGUAUAUGCAUAUCCUACAUACUAUUAUUGCACUACAUAAUAGAUAUCGAAAGGAACGGCUCGUGAAACGUCGACAAUGGACUCCUGAAAUAUGCUUGUAUGAAUAAUUACAAUCGAAAUACCGCGGCACCUAAACGUAGUGACAGUUUUGACUGGAUCAAGUUCACGAGUUUUGAUAUUUCCUUUUUUUUUUUUUUUUUUUGUUCAAGUAAACAUCACAUUAAACAAUUCCAGAAACUCUUCCUUGUCAGGGUAAUUACAUUAAUAAUAUACAUACCGAGAAUGCUGACUUGCAUAGGUAUUUAGAAUAUCAGCUAAAAUUUAUCCGGAAGGAUGAUCACACCCCCCGAGUUAUAUAGAUUGCUUGGUACGGUUUCCCUGCGGCGGUCACACCGGUUACCGCUUUUGGGUGCCACGGCCAACGUCAACGCUGUUGUAUAGAAAACUGCCCAGAGAAAAUAAUAUUUCUUUGUAAUUGAUAAUAAAAAAUAGAUACGCAAUAUUUUUUACAAUUUCGAUUAAAUCACACAAAAAACGCAUUCUAGUCGUGGCUCGUGCACAUAUAGGUACCUACCAUACGUAUUAUACAUAUUGUGUGCGCAAAACUCAUAAAUAUAUUCGUCACGAGCAAUAAAAAUAAAUACACGUACAUAAUAAAUGACGUAUCCGGUAUUAUAUUUUUUUAAACUGAUACUAUUUUUAAUCUGUAUCCAUUAAUUUGGCAAACGUAACGAAAUCGUUUGGUUUUGUAUGGGUGUGUGUGUGUGUGUGUGUAAUCUUAACUUUUGAAUAACACGCGCCGGGAAUGCGGUUUACGGGAAAACUCGCAACAUUGAAAUAUUCGUCCGAAAAAACACUAUUAUUUUAACGAAUAUCUCGACUAGUUCUUACGGUGUAAGAAUAUAUUAUAAAAGUGUAUAAUAUUGAUUGCAAUAACCUUUUUUUUUUCAUUUUUUUAAAUUAAUACAAAAUAGGUGAAUAUAAUAUAAUUUAAAAUUGAACUCGAGAUUGACUAGGUAUAUAUUUAGACUGUAGUAAAUGUGUCGAAUAAAUGGGUAGUAUAUUAUACAUAUCAUCAAAAUAAAUUUCUGAAAUUAUUGAAAUCUUAAAAUUUAGUAUUAUAUAUUUUUAACUAAACCAAAAAAAAAAUUUCCUUUUCCUAUAAAAACUUGAAUUAAACAUUAUACAAAUCAGUAAAUAUACGGUUUACAAUAGUUUUGGCCUUAAAGUUACAUAAAUAUAAAACAAACCGAUUUUUGAAAUACACUUAAAAUAUGAAAAAUAUAAUAAUAUAUUAAUCAAUUAUAAAAUUUAAUAUUGGUAUUAGUAUAUUAUUAUAGUUUUCUUUUAUAUUCGUAAGAAAUUGAUUAGGUAAUAAACACAUUUAAUUGAUAAUACCUAUGAUACAAUAAUUUAGAUAUGUAUAUUUUGAAGUGAACACUGUACGUAACUGCUAUUUAUACAUGCAGAUUUUUUAAAUAAAAUUUGCAAACAAUUUGUUUUAGAUAUAUUAAAAUAUCAUUAUAAAGUAAAGAAUUCUAUACUUAGGUAUUAUGAUCUUCGAUUAAUAUUGAUUCAACUGACGUUAUCUUUAUUGACAAGUUGACAACAUAUUAUAUUAUAUACUGUAUAAAAUACUACGUCAAAAAUGUUUUAUUUUCGUUUACGAAUAUUUUGUUUACGCUAUUGAAUAUAUAUGCUCGGUUAAGUGUAAAGUUUUAAAAAACCAUUUAGUUGUGCGUGAUUUUUCAAAAUUCUCGGUUGAACUGCACGAUGGGGGAUUAAAAGAUGGGAGGAGUUGUAUUAAAAAAAAUGUACGAUGUAGAGAUUUAAUAACACAGAUAUGUAUAAUAUAAUAAAUAUUAUAUAAAUAUAAUAUGUAUAAUAUUGUAUAAUACAGAGUAUGUAAAGUCGUUAAAACGUUUUACAACGUCAAUUUAAAAACUAUAUCUCAUUGGACAUCAAGAGUCGUGUAAUUUAUAUUCGUGUAUACAGUGUGUAUGUAUACACGUAAAAUCUAUAAACGGUUUUAAAUUUAAUUUACAAACUAUUAUACAAUCAGUUAAAAAGAUAGUGAUUUAAACAUAUUAUAUGAGGUCAAUUUGCCAAAAUUUGAUCAUAUUGAAUAAGAUGCGGCUAAAAUUGUUUGGCAACAAAAUCCUUCAGUUAUGGCGGGGGCAUUGAACUCCUCAAAAAACUAUGUAAAAUACUAUAAACUAUGAAAUGUUAUUGUAUCAAAAAAAAAAAAAAAAAUACAAUUUCUUAAACUAUUCAUCUGAAAUAAAAAUCACAAUAUAAUGUUCUGUAGAGUGUAGCUGAUCAUUAUUCAUUCGACUUUAUUAUUAAAUGUACAUAUAACUCAUCGGUAUUAUUUUUCCAAACACAUCGAUCAAAAUCAUUUUCGUUUAUAAAAUGUUUAAUGGUAGUAAUUUGUAUUUUUAUCUGCGUCAAUCCAAUUCAAUUAUGGUAUAUCGUUUGAUCCAUAAACGUUAGAUAAUUGAUAUAUAAUGAAGGUUGCCCGAAACCAAGGGUGUUCAUUCACUUACUGAAAUACAAAGGAAGUUGAAAACUUUUUAUACAAUAUUUCAUCAACUAUAUUUACAAAACACGUAAUAUUAAAUAACAUAUUAAAUUAAUCUUAUUUUUUUAAUAAAACCCUAUUAAUGUGUAUUAUACAAUUAUAUGCUUUAAUGAUUUAGAGUAGGUAUAUAGAACUUAAAACAAAUUUAUACCUAAAGAAAUAUACCUAUUUCUUAUACCUACUAGUCAUGAUUUCACCGUUUUAUAAAACCUUAAAAAGUAUGUAAUUUAAUAAAUCAUAUAUAUUAUACGAUAUAUUUUAAAAAUAUAUGAUGUUCUUCUCUAAAUUGUUAUAUUGGAUCAAUUCACAAUAAUAUUAUUCGAAUAUUUAACAAAUAUUAUAACUUAACAAGACGAAAUUGGUUCUAUACUGAACGAAAAUGUUCUAUGUCGUGCGUUUUUAAAACAAAAAAUGCAUGUGCACUGUACAGAAUCCUUUGAAUAUUAUCGUUGUUCUAUAAAUCUUAUUGCUUUAAUAUAAUUUAUAGUUGUUAAGCAUUUAAAUAUAAUCGAAAACGUCUUAAUAUCAGCUGCCGAGUACUCUACAGUCGGCUAAACAAAACGAUUUCGAAAUUAAAAACACUAAACCUCGUACAAUGCAAACUAAUCUGCAACAGCCGUUGUAUAUAGCAACACAAUAAUAUACAGAGGUGGCCAAAAGUCGCGCAACGCCUACCGUCUUGUAUGGAAUGCGCAUUACGGCGCAGUUUCUCCCUUCACGUCGUUUCCGUUACGUAAUAUUGCAACUUUGGUCUCGUUAUCUUGUUUACGUACAACAACAGCAAGGUUUAUAAAAAAACGACAUAUUUAACAUAAAACACAACAGUUUUUAAAAAAAAACUGUGUUACAAAUUUGUUAUGCGACUUUUGGCCACCUCUGUACUUUGUACGCGAGUUCAAUGACCGAGUUUCCUUACUCGGUUUCCUCGUUUUCCCGUCGACUUAGCAUAUAGGCCAUCUUAUUUAUCUUUCAGGGUGACUAUUUCUCAACACACACACGCACGUACACCCCCGAGUUUCCCUCAGCAUAGCCAUGUCUUAAUCAGUAGCGCGGCAAUCAUACAUACAAUAUGUAUUAUAUCAAACCCUAAGCAAAGUACCUAUUGAAAAAUUACCACUUCAAUUCCCUUCCGACCUAUAGGGCACAGGUUAAAUUUAUAUAGUGAUAACAGUGACUUUGUAAAUUUCUUUAUCGUGAAUCAAAAAUUUGAUGAUGGUCUCUCAAAAUCAAUAUCAAUUAUCAUUGUAAUCACUUUAUCAGUAAUAUAAAAAUGACGCGUACUAUACAUCAGAAUAUGUUUCCUAAUAUGUUUGUGAACCUGAACCACACACAACACUGACAAUAUUGAGCCAUAGCUUUCCCCCCAAAGCUUUUACUGAAUAAAAAUAUCUUUUAUGCUAACGGUUAAGUAAAAUAUUUAUUCUUAAAGCUAAAAUACCAACGUUUUCUACCAUAAAUUAAAAUUGUUGAUAAAAAUAUUAUUGUUGUUUGAUAAAAUAGACUAUCAAGUUAUACAUAUUAUGUUAAAACUAUUUGUUUAACACCUUUUAUCAUCACUUGCUCAUAACGUAGUUAGAGAUAUCUGAAGUUUCACGUGGUUCAUAACAUGUAAGUGAUACACAAAGUGCAUUUUAGUUAUUUCUUCACUAUAUUAUAAAAUUUAGUUAAAAAUGUAAUCUAUUGAUAAAACCUAUUCAAAAAAAGAAAAUUUAGUUUUUAUAUCUUAUGUUUUUGGAAAAAUCUAAAAAAUUUAAAAAAGUUCAAAAGUGGAAGUUCACCGGAUGCCAAUAUAACCACACUAUCUACACAUACACCUACCGGAUGUGAUUUAAUUCAUUAUCACAAAUACUGCAAUGUUAUGAGAAGAUAUCCGUAAAUCAUUUUUAUAAUUUACAUAGCUCAUCUUGCCUUCCCUCUAGUUGCACCUGUGUAGUCCAGCUCUUUAACAUUUUUUUAGAGCUGAGCAAUAGUUUCUUAAGGAAAAUGUCGUCGUUUAUCGCGCCACCGUGCGUCUUUUCCGUUGGUGUUCACCCGGGAUAUUAUUACACCGGAACACAUUUUACGCGUCAUUAAACGUCGCGACAUCGAUAGGAAAAAGAAAGGCAAGAAUAUAUAGAAAGCAAGAAGGAAAAAAGAUAAUAAAAAAAAACACCGGGUUAGGAUCGGAGACGAAACAGAUGUCUCUUUACGUUAAAUUCGGCCUAAUUGAACGGAGUUUUUAAUAAGGAAACUACGUCGUCUCGGCCGUUUAAUCCUGAGACCGAUGACGCGUGUACGCACGCGCACGAGUAUAAUAUACCUAGAUUGCGUGGACGUCUAUGCGAAUGAGGAGUUUUUCGCCAAGGGUCGUAUACAGAGGGGAAAACCUUAAACCGAUGUAAAACCCUUACCUAUUUAAAAACAACAAUCAUACUUAAAACACGAGGUGAAGACCCGUGUUUAUUUACAUACAUAUUGAAAUCGGUGGCGGAAGUAAAUGAGGAGGGGGGAAGGUUAACCAUCGUCGCCCAAAAACGAUGAGAAAAUGUUAUACAAAGGACGAAAAUAAUAAUGGAGGACAACGAGAUUAUUAUUAUCACCGAUGGCGGUAUCAUUAAAUUGGCUUUACGCGGCCAUCGAUUAUCGAAGACUUAUCGACGGUAAUAAAAUACCUCGUAAAUCGAAACAAAAAGAAAAUAUAUGAAAAUAAUAUUAAUCAUAGUAUUACAUUGACAAAGUCGAAGACGAUAUUUCGUUAACGCAUUUGGCAUAUUAACUCAUUUUUUUAAAAUAAAUAUAAUAUAUACUUAUAUAAUAAUAAAUUAUAUAAAGGGUGUAACGUAAACGUAACCUACUCCAACGGGUUUUGAUCUAUUUAUUAUUUAGCGUAUGGUUUGUGAUUUCAUGCAAUAGCCUAACGAUAAUAAGGUAACAUAAUACAAACAAGAUAAAAAAAAACAAAAAAUAAAAUAAAAUAUAUAAUAAUAUGAAUGACAGUGAGUAAUAAAUAAUAUUAUUAUUAUUAUAUUAAGGCAUCAAAUCAGUGUAUUUGGUAUUUAGAGUUGGAGAUCUAAUUUCCCUAGCCAUUCAAUGAAUGUGGAUGGAGUUGUAAAACAAUUGAUUUUAGGUCCCUGAUAGGAGCGGCUUGAGCUUUCAGAAACAAUGUGGUUGAUGGUCUGCUUCUCUGCACCGCAAUCACAUUCUGGUGAAUUUUCUAUGCCUCAUUUAUGCAAGGAAUCUGCACACCUACCAUGGGAAGUACGGAUAUUCGUAAUUAUCCAUGUACUAUUGUGGCUUAUUAAUGUAGUCUUUAAUGUAAUUAAUUAAACUUUAACAAAAAUUUAAAGGGGUUGGGGAGUUAAUUUUUAUAAACACUUUGCUUAGGCUUUGAAAUAUGCUCGUUACAACACUAUAUAUAUGUCCCAGAAUUAUAUUCACUGUAAUAAAUAGACAUAAUGGAACAAUUACUCAUUGUAUCCAUGUAUUCUGCAUUCACGAAUAUAUUAUCAUUCUCAUAUCUAUAGUAUAUUUUAUUGUUUUUUUUUUUUUUUUUUAAUAGUUUUAUUCUUCUGCUAUAAAAAUACAUAAUAUUACGAGUAUUGUCAAUAAUUUAAUAGGAUAAUACUCAAGUAGUCAUACUCGUUAUUUUUUUAUUGGCAAUAUUAUUAUUUCAAUCUACUCAUUCAGUAUUCUGGUAUUCAGUUGUUUUUCGAUCGUAUUAAAAUACAUUUUAUCACGGGAUAAAUUAUAUAUUAAUACAAACAAUUAAGUAAAUGGAUAAACACCCUUUACUUAUUAAUAAUAAUCAGUAUACUAGGUCUGUAGUAUUUUUAUCGAAGUUUAUGGAAAUCUGAAGAAAAAAAAAUUGUAAAUGAACAACAAAACAACAUGUGGAAAAGAUGUAUAAAUAAGAAUGUCUGCCGAAUUCAGCGAUGUUAAUUAAAAUAAUAAAUAUAUAUGAAUUCAAAAACUCAACAGUUUUAAUACAAACAUAGAAAAUAUGUUUAUACCCCAAUGCUAAAAUUAACAGAACAAAAUUAACGAAAAGUAUAAAUUUACCUAACGUAAUUUCAUGAAUUGGGCAAUUCCGCUGAUAGGGUGUAACAUAUUAUGUAAUAUAUUUAUUUAAACAAAACAUUGUAGGCAUUUUAGAUGCGGAAAUUAACAUUUUAAUUUAAAAUCGAACUGUUGUCAGUAUUAGGUCAGGCCAUAGCCUGAUUAGCCUUACCCGUAGUUUCGCCUAUUCAUGGGAUAUUCGAGUCAAACGUUUAUUUUGGAUACGUGGAGGAUAAUAAGGACAAUAAGGCACCCAUCAUAUAUUUGAUAAUAUUGGACAAAUAUUGCAAUCAUAAUAUAAUAUAAUAACCAACACUAUCUAUUAUACGUUAGCAUCAAUAACAAUUUUCAACAGAUACACCACCGUUUAGUUGGAUUUUGUUAGGCAAUAACGUUAUAUUACAAUUUCCAACGAGAAAAAAUAUAAUACUUUUGUAGCGUUUUUGCAUAGGGAUUAUGAUUGAUAGGUAUUCGAUUCGUACGCCUUUGUCCGAUCUAAGUACUUGUAGGUCUAAUAUAAUAUGAUAGCAUAAUAUAAUACAUAAUUUUCGUCGAUUACUGUCGAUAAAUGUUAUAGUUAGUCGCACAAAAAAAAAAAAACAAAAUAAAUAUUACAUAUUACUGUGUGUGUGUGUGUGUGUGUGUGUGUGUGCGCGCGUGCGUGCGUGUGUGUGUGUGUGUGUGUGUGUGUGUGCGCGCGUGCGUGUGUGUGCGUGUAUUGUACAAUAAGUCGAAGAAAGACGUAUAUAAUAUAUAUACGAUGAAAACUCGUAGACAAAUAUAAUAUUAUUAUAUUAUACGAGUAUAUAUACAAAAAAAAUUCCCUAACAGUGGGUUUCACGAAGGACCGGUGAAAGAGACGACCCAACGACGACGAAAAGAGCGAAGAGAGAACAUUUGCGGUACAAUAUUUAAAGGGACAAAGGCGGUUUGUGUCCAAGCCAAAUUCGCACAAUAAAACUGGCAUUAGUCCAAGUCUCGAGCUUCGGCCGCUAAAACUUCCCCAGGCGUCUAAUUAUAAAACACCGGCCAACGCUGCCGUGUAAGCAUACAACAAGGGGUCUCCGGGGUAGAGGUAUAGGUAGCGAAUUUUAAGGAGAAUUUUUCUACUGAGAGGCGCUGUUUUCAAUUUAAAACGUUCUUGAUGUACGAAACAUAAGAAUAUGUUGCUGCGAAAAAAAAUAUGACACGAUCCAAAGAUUUUUGAAUUUAAAAAAAAAUCUACAUUAAACUCAAUUUUUUUUUUUACCGCAAAGUACGAUUUAUAAUGAACCUCCUGUUUAAUUUUCAAGCAUUUCUAUUUGGUCUACCAAUUUUAUCCACAUAUCGAAUAAAAAUUACAUAAAAAACUGCCAAAAUUAAAAUUACUAUAAGUAGCUCAAAAAUGGCUAAAAUGCUUUUAACAUUUUAUUGCGACUAGAGAAGGUAAACAUAAGUUUUUGGUCCAAAUAUUUGAUAUCAAAAUCGUAUACUACGAAUAUUCUUAAUUGAAUCACAACAAAAAAAACAAUAUUGAAAAUAAUAUAUUUCAUAAAUAUUGUCACGUUUUUCGCAACUAUUAUUAAAAUCGCCGGAAAAAAUGACGUCCUUAAAGUACCACUCAGAUAAAAUUUUCUUUCGGGUAAGGUACACACUUAAAAAUCGGAGCAAGAUUUAAAAAAAAACAUCAUUUUAAAACUAAUUCAUUCUGCUUCAUUCAUUCUAACUCACUCUGUUCAAAAUCUAAAAAAUACUAAUUCGCAUAAUUACAUAUUUAGAAUAUCGAUCGGCGCAGUUAAUGUAGGUAUACCUUUUAUUUUUUUUUAUCCCAUAAUUUUAAAUACUGAGUGGAGCGAGAAAUGUAUUGGUAUUACAAUGUUGUUUAUUAUUUUUUUUUUUUUUUAUCAAACAACUUGUGAACAACUUUACUAUCAAUAAUUUUGCUCCAAUUUACAAUGAAAGCGCUUUUCCUGAAAGGAAAUUUGACUGGGAUAGUAUUGUAAGGAGAUCAUUGCUAAUAUACAUAAUAUAAUGAUUUGAUUUAUUUUGUAUUUUUCAUAAAUAGUAGAAAAAAUUUGUCGUUUAUAAAAAUCCAUAAGAAAAAUACCUACAUUUUCGUUUCAUAUUAUAUUUAUAAGUAGCCCGGCGUAUUGGCUCAUAGAACAGUCUUCAUUUAUGAUUUCUUAACAGUUGAAUUUAUAUUUUUUAAAAUUAAGAAUUAAAAAAAAUAAAAACAUUUCCUUUUUCCCCUUUUUUCGUGUUUUUAUGGCAUUUUAUAGCUUAUUUUAAGAUUUUUAGUUCAUAAUAUAGCGCAUAUUUUAAGAUUUAUUAGAUCAUAUUAUAUUUCAGUUAUAUUUCAGUUACUUUCAGUAGGUACUAUAAAAUCUGAGCCCUACUUAUAAUAUAAGAAUCUACUGUUGGGACUUAAUAUUCAUUCACAAUGGGAUAUUCGUAAAAUAUUCUCGAAUUGAAAGAGACUUAACUGAAAAAUUAGUUUUCGUCCGACGUCAUCGUCGCUCGAUGAGCUGCAUUAGAAUAAAUCACGACUUUUUCAAAAAUAGUUUCAUUGAUUCUAUACCUACUAAAAAGUGAACUACGAAACUCAAAAUUCAAAGUAUAAUAAAAUGGGCGUUCAAAUCGAAAUAAAUAAUACUAAUUAUCAUUAUAAUAAAGUUAUUCAGUUAAAAUAAAAAGAAAUGAAAAGACAAAGAGGUUUCAUUAGGAGGCCCGCGCCAUUGCACCGGGCAUGUUUAAGAUAUUAUUAUUUAUUGACAUUUAUGUAAUGUUUUGUUGUGUAUAUAUAUGUGUGUUUUUUUAUCAUAGUGAAAUAACGAAGACAAAACUCUCAAACGUAAAAAAUAGAGACGCUCGAGUGUAAAAAUAAUUGGAGGGGAAAUGUUGCAUUUGUGAAUAAUUAUUGAAGUUUUCUUUUCACCUCGAAGAAUUAACUUUAAAUUCAAAGUCAUUAUGUCGCCAUCCAUCCUCUUUUUUUUUUAUAAAAGAGAAUAUUUGCUCUCUUCUUGUCACCAUUAAAUAGUUCUUUCAGUGUUUUUUUUUUCAUUCCCCGUGAACUAUAGCUGCAGGUGUAUAUUAUAAUGUAGCACGUGUCUGUCGGGACGCGUCUCCCAAUUUGUCGUAGUCCGAGAUUGAUUGCACGUGGGAAUAACUGUAGGUAUGCCGGUUGUGGCGCCAAUUUUCUUCGGCUAUCACCGUCAUCACGUUUUUCUCGUACGACGCAUUUUAUUUCCAUCGCUCUUCCGACACCGUUAAAACCACGGUUGUUGCUCACACAUUGAUCAAAUUGUAUUCCCGGUUGGGAAUAUCUCGGAUCUGAUAUUAUUAUUUAAAUGUUAUAUAAGUAUAUUCCUAACCGAAAACAUGACAAUAUGAUUAGGACUUACUUUAAACGAGGCUUUCUGUUCGCGAUAAUACGAAGCGAAUGUCAAGCUUAUAGGUAAUAGAUUUCCAUUUAACAAUUUCAGACUCUGAGUAAACAAAGAAAUGCCUUGGUUUUACUACAAUAUAUAUGUGGUUUUUGUUGUGUCUACAAAAAAAUUUUCUACCCGAAAUCUUACUCCAAUCAAAAACUUAAAAAUGACUUUCUUGGAGAAUUUUUGAUCGCUUUGCUGCUUUGAGGAGGCAAUUGUUUGUUUUGUUUUGUUGUUUUUUUUUUUUGUUUUUUUUAGUAGUUUUCAUAAUAAAUGGGAAAAACACAAUUUUUGGGAUAAUUUUUAUUGAUUUCUUAGUUACCUUGGUAACAAAGGGAAAAGAAAAAUACUACUAAUUACAUUCUUAUAAGACCCUUUCUCACCAAAACCCGAUAAAUUCCAUUUAGAAGAAACUAUGGUUAUCGUAAUUGGAAGAUUAAUCUCGGUUUAUAAGCGAGUGAAUUUCACCACGAUAACUGCGUUUUUAAUAAGCCUAGGUUAUGUACGCGAAUUAAGUCUUAUAAAUUUUUUUCUGAGUCCACCAAGUUCUCAUUAUUUGGCAUAACAGCUAGCACUUUAAGUCAAAAUUUGUAUAGAAAUCAACUAAAACCAGUUUAAAAUUUAAACUGGAGGGGUAUGUAAUAAAUUACAUAUCUAAUCUAUAACAAAUAUUGACAUAGCUUGUAAAGAAUACACUAGAUAGUGUUAAUGGCCUUACCAAAAGUGAGAAGGUUCGAGCUUCACUUAUCACCCGUUCAUUCAGUAUCAAAAAUGUAAAUUCCUUAAAAGCUCAAAAGUGGCUCAACAAAUUUGGCAAUGAUACCGUAAAAAGUAAAUCAAAAAGGCAACAAAAAAGGUUACUUGUGCUUUUUCGAUUAAACUAUUUUUUCUGAUAGAAAACAUCAUCCAUGUCUAUUAUAAAAUAAUGAAAUAAUGAAAACUAUACAUUUUUCUACUUUUUUCUCACUUAAGUACUUUUUAUUUAAAAAAAUGGCAUCAAAAAUUUAAAAAAAAAAACGUCUUUGAAGUACAAUCUAGACAACUUGAGCUUUCAGAAAAGUUGCUACACGUAAAAAUCAGAGCAAGUUUACUUAUUAAUAUAUAUAAAUUAUAUAAAUUAAAUUACUCUACAUUAUUUUAUCUUACCUCUCUGCUUCCCUCCUAAAACAGUGGCACACCCGUCAACACGUUGGCAUAUUUAGUUACCCUGUUAUUUGUUAUUGGCGUUUCAGUUUUAUUUUCUACCACAUUUUAAACACGUGUAUAUGAGUGGAGGGAUUUGAGGAUUUGAACACCCAUUGAUUUUAUUUUGCAUCAUUACAGUUAUUCAGUUCAUCUGUAGUCUUUAUUCAGUAAUAUUUCAGACUACUGAAGUAUAAAAAUGAUUAAAAAAUUAUAAUAAUUUGUGUUCUUGGCAUUUGAUCGAUUAUACGUGUUUUAUAAUCAUAUUAGUACAUGUUUACUACACAUACAAAUAAUGAGUUUAAUAAUAAAUCAUAAUGAAACAUUACUAUAUAAUAUUGCUAUCAUCACGUUUUUGUAUUUAUGAACAAUACAUGUAAAUAUAAUACUAUUUACUAAUAAUUAAUAAGAAUUUUAGAUUCUGAGGGAAGAAGUUUAUGGUUUUACAAAGAUGUUUAUUUUUUUUUUUUUAUAUAUAUUCUUUGGACAUUUUUUCUACCAGAGAUCUUGCUCCAAUUUUUAUAUGUAGCAUAUUUUUUGAAAAUAAAUCAGUGUGGGGAGGUACUUUAGGGAAAUCAGUUUUCGAUAUUCUCAACAAAUUUGAAAACCCGAAAAAAACGGAGGAAAAACGGGAUCCAUUUUAAUUUUGGAAUUGGAAUAAUUGGAAUUUUACCAUAAUAUGACAUUUUUACAAAGCAGCAUUAUCAACUAAUCUCCGCUUAGAAUCAGUUUUUCGUUAGUAAUAGUUUAUCGUUGCUUACAAGUGUACAUUAAAUUACUUAUUAUAGUGGCUGCACCCGACCCCAUUAUCCUUUAUGUAUAUAUUUUUGUGCUACCACCCCCUCCCCCUCCAUAAAGAAAUAGUGCGCACGGGCUUGUUUUCAAUAUUCGAUGACUAAACAAGAUUGGUAAUAAUAUUGAUAUGAUGUUAUAAGUGUGAACUGUUCAGUAGUUGAUCUUAUCCGUUUAGUAUUACGUUCGUAUUGUAUGAUUGAAAUAAACUAAAUAUUUUUCAACUAUGGUAUUCUGACUAGUACAAAUUUGUAUAGAUUUUUAAAACAAUUUUAAACUUUUUUUUUUCCAUUAUAUCUUAUCUAUAUAAAAUCGAUGUAUUAAUAUAUUAAAUAGUAACAUAUAUUCAAAUCCAGUGAGAGCGAUCGUUCCUAUCGCCUCCUCUCCUAAAAUACGCCUCUGUAUCAACAGUAUUAGCCUUUGUUUUUUUUUACAAAGAUAUAGAUUGAAAUUGUAUAAACAGAAAAAUAUUAAAUUUAUAUAAUAAAGUUACAAUGUUUUAAAGCAACAAACUUAACGUUUAUUCAAAAUUACAUACUAUACAACUAUUAUACCUACCUAAGUUAACCUAAUAUUUAUACCAAUAUUAGUCACUAAUUAGAUAUAUUUGGAUCAGUCAAACUAGAAAUCGAUUUAGUUGUGCAUUUUAAAUUUAAAAAACAAUAAUAAUAAAACAAAAUCUAUUUUUACAAUCUUAUGAAUCAUAUACAUUAUGUCCGCAUUUGACAUAAAUACUAUUUAUACAGAUUUUUAAGCACGAGCAUUAAUUUAAAAACCCUUAAUCGUUUUUAUCAUGUAGGUUCCAUGAAUAAUUUAUGGGUUGGAUUACACGUAGUCUUAUACUAAUAAAUAUUUUAUUUUCAAACAAAUUUUAUUUUUAUUGCAUUUUAUUGCAAAUCGAAAUUGUGCAUGAGUAAUAUGAAUACAGAAUAAUGAAUAUACAUAUAAUAUUUACAGAUCCCAAGAUAAGGAGAAGAAGAGGAGGUAUACCCAUAUCAUUUAUGAAUGUUUUUUUUUUUUUUUAGGAAGAUUAUUCAUUACAUGAUUAUCAUAAAAUAUUUAGAUCCUGGCACUCUUAUCGUUACUUAAGUAUUAGUUUACAUACCUAUCAUAUAUAAACGCAUAUAAUAUAAUAUGUUACGUACUUUCUGCGUGGUUAAUGUGUAUAUAUAUAUAUAUAAACUUUGUCAUUGCAAAAAAAGAAAAAUUUACAAUAAGAUGAAUUUGAAUUCAAUGAGAAACUGAGAAACCAAUACAGGUGCAAAGGAUCUAUUCCGGCGUAUAUUAUUUUAAAUAAAACUAAUGUACGACGCAAGCUUGGAAUUAUUAGAAAAUAAUGUGGAUAUAGGAAUAGGUGUGCGAGAAAAAGUUUAAGUUCACUAAAAAGGUUUUAUAAAAAAAGACGUAAUAUCCCCGUAGCCAUCUAAACAACUUAAAGUUCAUUUAAAUAUAUUAAAAUAAUAAAAAAAAAAAUAAAAAAAUACUCAUAUGAAUUGGCACGGGUUUAAUAUAAUUCAGAGUUACAUAUAUAUAAACAAAUAAAUAAAUAAUAGAUACCUACGUAAAUAUACAAAUACAUCACAACUCAUGAAUUGAACAAAUAUCCAUUUCAUGCAUUUUACGAUAACGAUGAUAUUAACAAAACUUUGAGUAAUAGAUAAGAAAACAGGCAGUAGUAUGAUAAAAGGAAAAGAAUACAAAACUAUGUAUAUGUCUAUUGUUUAUUUUCUGAAUAAUAAACCGUAGAAAAUCUAGAUUUAAAAGUUCAAAAAGUUUUAAAACAAUUCACUUAAUCUAUUUAACAAUUUUAUUCUAAGUAUCUAAGUGUAACUUUUUUCAAACUUUUGUAAAUCUCUUAAAAGUGAAAUAUUUUAUACCGAUAUAAAGAUAUACAUGAGUUUAUGUUGAAAAUUAAAUGUACAAUCUAAAUUUUAUCUUUUUAUACGAAUACUUUUUAUAAAAAUCAAUAUUUUUUCAUAUUUAGUUAAUUUUUUGAUUUAAAAAUGACAUUAAAAUUUAUAAUUAUUAAUUUGAACACUAAAAUUCAAAAGUCAAAUAUUGUUAGUGACCAGACAACGCAAAACUAUACCUCAUACUUAUAAAUAGUUAGAACUGUAUGUAAUGAUACACUUGUGUGUCCAAUUGUGUUUAAAGCGAUCCUAAAUUCAUCGAGUUUACAUUACCUAUCAAAAUAUACAUAAAAAAAAAAUAAUGAAAUCAUCAUAUCAUCAUUCGUUAUUAGUGGAGUAAAUGAUAGUUUUUAAAAUAUUAAACUGGGUAUUGAAAAGAGACAGAAACAACACAGGAUGUAUAAUGCUGUCAAUAAUAAAGUCUCCGGAUCGGGAGCAAACACAAACAGCUGCAAAAAUUCCCACAAGCUCAUCAACUAAACAAAUUAUUAAAUAUUACUAAUACAUUUUUUGAGAAAAAACAGUUUUUUUUUAUAAAUCUUUGUACUUCUUUUUUUUCUCUUUUAAUUUUCCGGUCCAUUUGAAAUAUGGUUUUUCUAUCUCCAUUUUCCAUCAAUAUUUCUUUCCUUUAUUAUUUGUUAUUAUUAUUACAUUACAAACAAAUGCGCGUUUUAAAUUAAGGAUAUAAAUUCUCUUAUUUUCUUAUAAAAAGAAACCUUCAGAGUUUUAAACGACACAACAGUGUUUAUUUGUAAUUUUCAAAUGCCAGCGCUGAAAAUAAUAAUAUGUCUAACCCAAACGUGAAUGCCAAAAAUACCGUAAUCGGCAGCGUUCACACAGUUGCGCAUCGUCGGCGACGAUGAGCGAAAACAGUUGCAUCGUGCAAUAGAUAUAUAAUUUCUUAAUAGACUCAAGUUCAUACGAAAUUAAAAAUCGUAUAUUGCGCAAUAACUUUUUACGUUUUUCUCUGUCUUGAAAUAAACACCCACGUAAACGAACUCGUUAAUAUACAAACGAUGAGAUGGGACAAGGUGAACGCUAUAUAGGAUCGGAUUCACUCGACGAACACGUCUAUUUAUAGAGGUCUCGUAACCGUAUCUACACAAUAUUUUAUGUUCUUAGUCUCAGUAGCUUGUUCGCCUCCGUACCGUGUGCUACGCUAAAAAUACGAUGAACAACUGUGCCGGUGGAACGAUUUUAUUAUAAUAUUACAUAUUGCAAGACAUUGGAUUGUUUCGAGGUAAUUUUUUGCGAUUUCGCGCGCAAUGAUGGAUAUUAUAUAAUAGCGCCGUAGCCAGGGGAGGGCAGCACGUGACACACCCACCCCCCCCCUCCUCGAAAUCAUUUGUUUAUUAAUUAUUUCGAUUAUUUUAUAAUACUUAAAAAUAGCAGAUAAUUAUAAGAUUAUUAGUGUCUUCUCUCUCCCUGAAAUUUUUUUUGUCUUAAAUGAUUGUUUAAUAUAAUUUGAUUUAAAUGAGAAUAGGAAGGGUUCGUGUAUAUAUAGGGAGACGAAAUUCGAACAGUUUUAGUUGUGUACUGAAUGCAAUUUACUUAAUAUAAACGCAUUCUGAAUUUUAUCGUUGAAUUAUUACAAUCAUUACACAUUUUGAAGCGACAAAAAGGACUGGAAAAACAAAUAUUACUGAGCUACUGCUACUUUGAAGUCCAUAUGUAUACAUACCGUUUGUCUUGAAUAAAUAUUGUUAUCAUUAUAUUAUAAAAAUAAUUAAAUUUGUUGAAUUCACAAUUGAAUUUAUGUUUUCAGAGCAUAAGUGAAAAAAUAACUAAUCAAUUAUUCAAACACUAAAACGAAAUGGAACAGUUCGAGCAACUGUUGACAUGUGCAAUAUGUUUGGAUAGGUACAGAAAUCCAAAAUUGUUACCAUGUCAACAUUCGUUUUGUAUGGAACCAUGUAUGGAUGGUUUAGUGGACUAUGUGCGAAGACAGGUAGUCAAAUUUCUAUUAUUAUAAUUUUAAACUGUUUAAUAAUUUCAAUAGUUUAAUUUGUUGUUUUAAUUCCGAAGGUAAAAUGUCCAGAAUGCCGUGCAGAACAUCGGAUACCGUACAACGGCGUUCAAGGAUAUCCAACAAAUGUUACUUUACAGCGUUUUUUAGAACUGCAUAUAGAAAUUACUGGGGAGUUACCAGAUCCAACAAGUGGACAAAUAAUGAAACGAUGUGGCGUAUGUUCAGAAAAGGCGUAUGUGACACCGUGUGUUCAUUGCGAAAAAGAUGUAUGUUCAGACUGCAAAGGUGCUCAUAUGGACAUAUUGAGAAGAGAAAUUACUCGAAUUAACAACCAAGUAAAAUAUUAUCAGUUCGUUUGGAAUUAUUAAGUUUUGAACAUAAAUUAAAUGGUUUACAGGUAAGGCGGGCAUUACAUAGAUUAUCAGAUAUGCUUGCUGGUGUGGAAAAGAAUAUGUUGACUUUGCAAAACAACUGUACUUCUGUUACCGAAGAAGUAGACGAAAUCAAUCGCAGAUUAGCUAAAGCUUUAAAAGAUCGUACCGAUCAUCUAAGAGGAGAAAUCGAUCGAUACUUAACAACGGAAUUAAAAAAUCUAUGCAAUCUUAAAGAGAAUUUGGAAAUCGAAAUAUCAAACAUCCAAAGUAAUUGUGAUCUAGCAGAUAAACACAUGCAAUCGGAUGAUGUGGAAUGGGAAGAUAAUGAACUUAUGGAUGCUAAGGAAAUAUUUUUGAAAACUGUAGAAUUUAUUCGAAAUUUUGAAACGGAAAUUGGAGAUUAUAGUAGGAGAGCUAAAUUUUUUAUGGCGCACGAUCCAAAUCAAUUAGUCAUGCAUGUUGCUAGUUAUGGUGAACUUACUAUUCAAGCUCCACAUCAACCAUUCAAUUCAAGUUCUAAUUCUCUCCAGGCACCAAGUCCUGGUGGCCUCAUGCGAUCCAAAAGUGAUCACAGGCUAGCUUCACAGUAUCGACAGGAUGAAAGAAAUACGUAUGAACCAGGUGGUGAAAAUAGUGGUAGAGUAUCACCGCUAGGUGGUAGAAAAUUUGGUGAAAGAUAUCCAAGUCGGUACACGCGUGGUGAUAGGAAUGACUACGAUGCAGACUCGACACACGAUAAUGAAAAUAGAAGUUCAGCUAGAUCUAGAAUCAGAUCUAGAUUAGGAAGACAUGGCCAUGAAAAUACAGAUUCGGAUACGGAUUCCAGAUCUGUGCGUUUCUCAGAGUCCAAUACGGUACACCGUGAACGAGAGCGGGUUUUGGACACAGAAGACGUGGCUAAAGGUCCUUUAAGUGGUAUCACAAGAUUGUAUGAUUCACCUAGAGUAAUGAAAAGAUUAUUAGAAAACGAAAACAAAGAUAAAAAAGCAGAAGCUGUGCCUAAGCCCCAAUCCCAGCCAAUUCAACCGCCGAAAAAAAUAACUCCACAACAAACACCACAACGACAAUUGAGCGAAGACGAUGAAAUCGCGAGAAUAAAACGACAAAACAAAACGGCAUCGACAUCAUCGGACACUGAAAGAAGAGACAGAGUUAGUACAAUUAAGCGAGAUGACUCGAGAGAUUCGAAUAGAUCGAAUACACCUUCAGAAACUAUACGAAAGACCCCUGUACCAGAACCAUUACCAGUAAGAUUAAAAUUAGUAUAUACAAUUACAUUUUAUUGUAAUUUAUUAGAUAAAUUAUUUCGAUAUAUAGGUAGAUGUCAUAGAAUCAUCCGAAAGUGAAUCCGAAGAAGAUUCGGUUGAUGUAGUAGAAUCAAUAAGAACUACACCAGCUAAAACUACAUUUCCUCCGUCCACGUCGUCUACAGUAACAGAUUCGAGACGAUCUUCCACGGCAUCAGAUAAAUUGACAUCAAAAGGUAAUUAAUUUCAUUUGUAGUAUAAAUGUAUAUUUAAAUUAAAUUUUAAAUAACUAACAUAACGAGUAUCUGUAUGCUCCCUAGGGAAUACUAGACUAAAAUCAACUAGAUCUGAGAGUAUCGAUAGUUCCGGUUCUUCUGAACCUCCUGGGACACCAGUUCGCAGAAAUGCCGGAAAUACAUACCCACCAGAAGAUGUGAAACAAUCACCGGUCAGUACAAGUUCUGGAAGUACUACUCCACGUGCUCGAUUUUCUUCAGUCUCUUCAAAAAGAGAUUCAACUACGCCGACCAAUUCUCGAAGUUACAAUGUUACGGGUAAUAUACUAAAAUACUUAACAAUUACGAUAAUUUGUAUGGUUUUUUAUUUUUGGAAAUACCGUGCAUAAUGUAAUGCAUAUUGUAAUGCUGUAAUAAGUAAAUUAACCUAUUCUUAUACCUAAGUACGAUUUUUUAAUGUAUCAUUUUAAAAAUUACCUCAUUAUUUAUUUUAUUUUUUUAUAAAUAUUAAAACUUCAAUGUUAAAUUAUAUAUUGUGUAUAUAAUUACUACCUACAUGAAUAAUAUUAUUAUUUUCUAUGUAAAACUGUAGAUAUUAUGCAUAACUUAAACAAUUUUUUAACCAACUUUUUACAUUUUUAUACUAAAAUAUAUUAUGUUUGAUUUAAAUAACAGUUUAAUUUUAGUUUGAUGCGUUAUAAUUUUAAAUAAAUUAGUCUAAAACUGAACAUUGACUAUAAUAUUAGUGAUAAUAAAAUAUAUUUUGAAUCGUAAAUAUUAUUAUUAUUAUUAUUUAUUUAUUUUUUACUUUUUGCCAGAUGCAUCCUUACUAUAAUUUAAAAGUAGAUUUUAAUAUAGGAAUAUUAGUUUGUUCAAAAUUACUUCACAACAAUAAAUAAGUUUCUUAGAACCAGAUUUCUAACCGGGUUAGAAAAAUAAACAUAAUUAAAUUAAAUAUGUUUUAUUUUAUUGCAGACAAAACAUAAUUCUUAGGUACACAAUUUAUAGGUAAACUUAUGGAUUUAGUAAAUAUUAACGGAACAUAAACGUUAAACAAAUAAAUGUUAUUUAACAUUUUCAGAAUAAAAGAAACACAUUUUUAAAAACCUACCUAUCACACAUAUAUAAUGCAUAUAAAUACAUAGGUACUUAUAUUACAUGUUAUUGUCAUUUUUGCUAUCUUAUUGAACUAAUACUUCCAAAUAAAAAUUUUUUUUUUUUUAAUUGAACCCAUAACAUAAUUAUUAAUAAUAGGUACAAAUUAACAGGUAAAUUUUAACAGGUUAAAAUAAAUCGUAUUUUAAAUUAACAAAUUGAAUUAUUCAGCAGUAUCUAAUUUACCUUACCACUAAUAAAAUAUGUCACUAAUUAAGUGAAUGUUAAAAAAAACGUAUUGUUUCUUUUCUAGGUAACGGUGAAGGUUCUUCGAAAAAAGAAGAAAUCGAGGACGAGGAGGAAGAAGAAGAAGAAACGGAAACAUCGUCCGAAUCGUCUGAAACCGAUUCGGACGAAGAUUCGGAAGACGCAAAACCAAAAACACCGGUAACGAGAGGUAUGGAAAAAACGGAUAUUGGACCUCUGCUGGCUAGAAGCGCUCAAGCCAGGGACAACGGGAGCGGCAGUAAUAACAGCUCGAGGAGACCCAGCCUGCAAGAAGAUAGUACAUCUUACACUAGAUCGCGGUGAGUUGCUUACGCGAAAGAUGUCGAUUGUUCGUGUAGUUGCGUGUAUUCACAGUUAAAACGUAUCGGUUUUGUUUUGAAUUUCAGGUACGGCACUAGCAGCUAUAAAUCACCUGCAUCGACAUACCAGAGCCCCAGGGAAGCGGAAUCUGCGGCCGCCAGUAGUGGCAGUAAGUACCUGAACAAUACGACUCGGGCCGAACCCGCCCCGCGAUUCACUAGCAGAUUUCUAAAAAACAAAGCUAUCCAAGAAGAGAAUCCCAGCAAAUCAAAUUACAGCAAUGACGGAAAAUAUACCAGCGCUUCAGACAAGGGGUUAUUACGAAGUAGGACCAGUGCUAACCUAGAAGAAGAACUACAAGACGACACAAACGCCGCUCCUUACACGCCAUAUUCUAAAAACAAUUACGGUUCGGAUUUGUCUAGGAGUCGGUCCAGUCAUACUUUAAAAUCUCGGGAAACCUCGCCUGAUAGGCCUGUAACGAAUUCCUCAGGUACCUAUAGUAACGACCGAACAACGACAAAAGUAAACAAAACAAGACACGUCUAAUCUGUAAAUUAAUUCGUUUUAUACCUAAAUAUCUAGGUGUAUCCCACCGAUUUAACAGUAAAUAUUUUAAAAUAAUAUUAUGACUGUAUUGCUAACUCUAAAAAUAUUUUAAUAUACAGAGUGAUUCAUUAAUUAUCAACUAAAACUAAUACAUUUCGCACCCAUUUUUGGACGAUAAAUUGAUAACCCUUCCCUCCGAUCUAAAUUUUAAACUUUUAUUACUCAAAAACGGUAAAUCCAAUAUUCGUAUCAAAAAGUAUAGACGAAAUAUUAUAAUCUCUAUUUGAAGGGGGUAUAGUUUCCAUUUGGAAAUCAAACAUGUAUACUCGUUUAAAGUACAAUAACGAGUAAGGUUAACAAAUUGAAAAUUGUAUUAAAAUAAAGCUUAAAUGGUUCCAAAAUAAUUUUUAAAAAACAGAAAUCAAAUUCAGUAUAAUUCCUCCGAGAAAAUCGUUGGUUCGUGGUAAAUGGAUCGCUCUGUAUUAUUGAAGUAUACUGCGAAUAUAUAUGCACGCACUUUAACAAUAUUCUGAAUCUUAAAAAAAAAAAACGUAUUUUUGUAUUAUAUCAUAGACUCAAAUGUAACAUAGAUGCGUAUUCCGCACUCGGUAUAGCGAAUUCACUAGUGCCUAUUACCUAUUAACAAUUGCCUAUUACCUAUUACCUGGAGUACAUAAUUAUAAAGUGGAUAUUAUGUAUAACCGAAUAGAUGUUAUCUAUCCAUCGUACAGAAAACCGAUAAAAACCUGUACUUACAACACUCGGUAUAAUUGCAUUAUAUAUAUAUAUCUAUAAUAUGUAGUUUGACGUAAUAUAUUAUAACAAAUUUAUAAUGAAUUUUUUUUUUUUUAAAUUGUCAGCAGGAACCGGCGAAAAAGACGGCGCUGCGCUGAGCUCUUGGGCCAGGUACCUGAAAAACAAAUAUGGGAAUCGUGGCAAGGAAAACGCUGCCAAAGAUAGCGGAGCUGCCGCUUCGGCUGCAUCCAGCUCAACUUCUCGGCGACUUUCGCUUGGAUUACCACUCCGAUCAAACUCCACGGUCGUCGAUAGUUCGGACGAUGACCAAAAAAACAUGCAACGCUCCCCCACCUCCCAUACAAUUAUCGAAGCAGGUAAGUGACUUCAACGGAGGGUGAACAAAUCUAUUUUAAUGUUUUACAUUUAUAACAUUAAAUACCUUUACCUUUACUUUAUAAUAAUAAUAUUAUUGUUGAACCGUUCUAUAGGUAUGCAGGGCGUAGGUUCUACCCCUAGAGUGCAGUACCUACAAAAACGACAAUUGUUAUUCAAAAUUGGAGGCCGGGGGAGCGAGCCCGGAUAUUUCACGUGGCCGAGAGGCGUAGCCGUCGGCCCAGACAAUCUAAUUGUCGUAGCGGAUUCAUCAAACCACAGGAUCCAAGUAUGCACCUACUAACCAUAAUAUUGUCAUGUUGCCUAUACUACAUAAAAUAAUCGGAUUCACACACGGAAUGCAUUAUUUCACAAACAGGUUUUCGACAACUGCGGGACCAUAUUGAAAGACUUUGGGUCCUAUGGAAACAGCGAAGGUGAAUUCGACUGUCUGGCCGGAGUAGCUGUCAACCGGAUUGGUCAGUACAUCAUUGCCGAUCGAUACAACCAUAGAAUACAAGUACGUCAUUUAUAAACGUAUUACCAAUUUGCAGGGGGCAGGCAAAGUAAAACGACAUGUAAUUUGUUUUUAUUUAAAGGUACUGGACCCGUCUGGGAGAUUUUUACGGUCGUUCGGAAGUCAAGGUUCGAGUGACGGCCGGUUCAACUAUCCUUGGGGAAUCACUACGGACGCCCUUGGGUUCAUAUAUGUUUGUGACAAAGAAAAUCACAGAAUCCAGGUAGGUAAUCAAAAAACGAAAUAAAAACAAGAAAUCCUAAUGGAAAAUUCUGAACUAUCUAUAUUCCAUUACAAUGAAACAAAAAUUUAAACUAGACAUAUCGCGCGGUAUAGUCUACUCGAAUUUUAACACUUUUAUAUAUGUAUUUAAAUGAUUACAAAAUGUUCCGAACAAUAGACAAUGGACAAAAAUUAUUAAAUGUGAUAUGUUAUUAUGUUCAACAGGUUUUUCAGUCAGAUGGAACAUUUGUGGGUAAAUUUGGAUCACAUGGCAAUAAAAUCGGACAACUCGAACAUCCACAUUACAUCGCGGUAUCAAAUACGAAUAGGGUAAUUGUCUCUGACUGCAACAAUCAUCGCAUUCAGAUAUUCGACGUUAACGGCAGAGUGAUCAGCUCAUUUGGUACCGAGGGAUCAGAAAACGGUCAAUUUAAAUUCCCCAAGUAUGUAUUGAAUUCACAGUUCCUAUAAAUUGUUAUAUAUGGUUAGGGUUUAGAGGCAAAUCCGUAAAAUUGUUUUCCCAAAUCAUCAAACCAUUUUUUUUAUCUACUACAAUAUACAAAGUUCAAAUCUUACAGAUUUAAAGUACCUAUCCCUAGUUAUUGGUAUUUAAUUAUCGGCAAUAUUCAUCUAAAAAAAAAGUUUCUGGUCAUGCAUUAAAGGUGGAAAACAUGAGCUCUAUAACAAAAUUAAAAUAGCACUUAUGCAGUUAAAAUUCCUAAAAUAUUCUCUAUACAUUUUUUUCAUACGAUUUUAUCAGAAAAUUUGUAUUAUUUAAAAUACAUCUAAAAUAAUUAGGUACAUGAUAUACACGAUGAACAAAUGAAUAAUAUAAUUUUUCUUAAUGAAACUAUUAAUUUUAUAAUUUUUAUUGAUUUAGUUUAAUAAACAUUAGUCAAUUUGACAUUGAUUGAUUGAUUUAUAAAUAUAUUUAAUUUAGCAUUUCUUCUUUUAUGCACUAGAAAAAAAAAUUAGGUUUAAUGUAUUUUAUGAUUGCCGCUUUGAUAAAUGUUAUUAUUAAGAAAUAAACUGUGAAAAAAAGCACGGAAAAUCUCCCAAAAAGUAAAACAAUUUUUUUAAAUAUCUCAAAGAGAUAGAUAGUAAUAUUUUUCUGGGUAAGCCAAAUAAAAUAAUAUAAAUGUUUGAAUACUACUAAUACAAAGUUUUGAUUUUAAAAUAAUUAUGUUAAUUUUCGGAGAAAAGUGGAUAGGCACUACAAAGAGCAUGUGUCAAAAUGUCUCUUAAAAACUUAAAUAUUAAACAAUGCCCAUGUAACAAAAUUACUGAUUUGGCUUGUCGUAACAUGAAAUAAAUUUCUUUCUAACUGGCCAUUUUUUUUACAGCCACGUAAAACAAGUAUGCAAAUUCUAGGAGGUUUUUUGCUCUAAUUAUAAUAUAAUUAUGUCUUGGUGAAAAAUAAUAAUAAUUUUUAUUAGCCAUCUAUAGAUACAUUUAUACAUCAUUACAAUAAAAUAAUGUCUAGUAUAAAUGUAUAAUGGCCCAACUCACCACUGAGGAUAAUCUCUUAUUGGUGAAAUUGGAGUGCUAAUAAUAAAAUUAACAAAUAAUUAAAAUAACAUAGAUAAAACAGUAAUGUAGUAAACAGUAAACAGAUGCUUUGUCAACAUGUCAUAUUAUGGUAAAAUAAUUAAAUAGACGUUCUAUAUUUUCAUUAAAAAUAGUAGUUCAAUAUCAUACCGAUUUUCCUGUUUUUUCUACGUUUUUCUUGGUUUUCUUAUGAUUUUUCCCAGUUUUUCAUGUUUACUUGGAAAACUCUUGGGAAAAUCGAAAAAUGACCUCCCUAAUGUACCUCCCCAGUCCGAUUUCCUUCAGAAACAGUGUGACGCUUAAAAAUCAGAGAACAAUUUCUGAUAAAAGUUUGCAUAACAAAUCGAGGGGUAUUUUUCGAUUGAAAUAGUCCGAGCGAGCGAAAGCUGGGUCUCUAGGUACACCUAAAAUGCAUUCAUAUUUAUUUGUAUAUGCAUGUUGUUUUUCCCUGUUUAGGUAAAAGGGAAAAAAUGAAUAUAAACACUUUUUUUCGAAACACGGGUUUGAACUCGUGACCUCCAGGAUGACAAUAUACAUCUAUAACCAUUAGACUACGACAAACAUAUUUAAAUAUGACAAUAUAUAGUUAUAUAACAUAGCAUAUAAUAUCCGUUAAAUAUCAGAACUUCAAAAAGCUAUAAUUUCGAAAUUAUGUCAAGCCACUCAAUUCUUACUUCACCAUCGUUCUUUAAUCGACAAUAUACAUAUGUUCAAAACCAAAAAUUGGAAAAUUAAAUUUGUUCUACAUAUUUUUUUACACGAAGAAUUUUCGUCAAAAUUUAAUAUUAAAAUCAAUUUAUAAUAAAAAUACUACACUAAACUCAACUUUUGUUUUGAUCACAAAGUAAGAUUUUUAAUGAACCUCCUAUUAAAUUUUCACGCGUUUCUGUUUAGUCUUACAAUUUUACAACAGAGUACCUAAGAAAUAAAAAUAACGUAUAAAACGCGCAAAAGUAAAAUGUUUAUAAAUAGCUCAAAAAUGGCUUAUAUUUUUUGAAAAUUUUAUCGCGUCUAGAAAAAGUAAAUAUAAAUUUUUAUACAAUUUUGAAGUCCAUAAAAUCAAUACAAAUAUUUUUAACUGAAUUUCAACUAAAAUAUUAAAAUUUGUAUAAAAGCCUAAAAAUAGAUAGAAUAUUUUGAAAAUUUUACCACGUUUAGAAAAGGCUAAAGAAAGUUUUCUAUCCUAAUUUCAAGUGUUUACAAAUUUUUUUAACUGAAUUACAACAUAACAAAAUUGAAAAAUAAAAAAAACAUUAUUUUCGUAAAUGUCCUGUUAUUUACAUUUUAUCAUAGUUUUUCCCAAAUAUUAUGAAAACCGCUUGGAAAAUUUAAAAAUAACCUCCUAAAAGUUCCAUCUAGACAAUAUUUCCUUUCAGAAAUGGUCCCGUGCGUAAAUAUCGGAGCUAGAUAUCUGGUAUCUUUUUUGUACACAGUAUAAAAAAAAAAAAAAAUAAUAAACAUCUUUGUAAAAUCAAUACAUUCUUCGCUACACUCUGAAUCUCAAAUAAGAAAAUAAUAUUAGAUAUAAUACUAUUAUAGAUUAAGUAUGGAUAAAACCAAUUCAACUAGAAUCACAUCAUGUACAAGUGCUCUUCAAUGUUAGGGAUUUGAUUUAACCAUAAUUUAACACAUUUUUUGUAUUGUGUGUAGGAAUUAGAAUUAAGAUAUGAGAUAGGGUUUUGUUUUAUUGUUUAAUAGCUCAAUACCCACCUGUGAAAAACGUAGACUUUAUUUGAGCGCGUUCGGAUAGUAGGGAUUUCUAAAUUAGAACCACGAUAUUUUAAUUAGUCGAUUAGAAUAACAUAAAACGUGUUAGAUAUAUUAUAUUUUUUUAUAUAGACCGAACAAAUCAUUGCACAUCGGUGGUAAAGUAAUUUUUUUAUAAUUUGCCCAUUCAAAAUAUGCCCGAUUUCUACAUACUUGGGUACUGAUAUGGUAUAAAAUGUAUAUAAUUCAGGGGAGUGUUUUCGUUUCGAACGAAAACUCAAUAAAAUAAAAUGUCCGCACGGAUAAUGAAAUUGCAAAUGAUAUACCUAUACAAUUAUUCUUAUUAUUGGAACUAAACGAAUUUUUCAGAGGUGUGGCCGUAGACGACCAAGGAUACAUACUGGUAGCAGAUUCUGGCAACAACCGCAUUCAGAUAUUCCAUCCUGACUCAACGUUCCUGCGCGCGUUUGGCUGCUGGGGAUCGGGUGACGGGGAAUUCAAAGGACUGGAAGGUAUCGCCGUAAUGUCCAACGGAAACAUAUUGGUGUGCGACCGGGAAAACCACAGAGUUCAAGUUUUUUAGUCUUGCAGUACUAACGACGCGCGUUUACUCGUCUCUGCAGAUACAUAUGUAUGGGUACCAUCCACAUAACAAUUUACUUAGUAAAAAUUUACUAUAGCGUACAACGGAAUAUUGUGUAAAUAAUGUUUUAGUGUCGACAUUUUAGACCAUUAUUAUAUUAUUACCUACCAACUAUUGUUAUAACUUCUUCAUUUCGCUUUAAAAAUUAAUAUCUAUACUUAAAGAAAUGCUGUUUUUUUUUAAUUUCAUUUUAUAAUAAACAUUUACCUACUUAUAUAUAUAUAUAUACAUAUAUAUAAUGAAUAUUUACAAUUAAUUAGGUAUUAUUUUAAUAAAAUAUCGUAUGACUCACAAAACAAUACCAAUUAUUACCUAUUAUUAUUUACUGGAUGUCGAAUAUUGCAGAUGUGUGAUGAUGCUUUCAACAUUCCACACAAACUUAUUUGUUUACCAAUAGUUAUUUUUUUUACACUCUGAGCGUAGUGAGGAAUGUUUAAUUGACAUUACUAUGGGUGUGUUUUUAUUUUUCGAUCUGUCAAUAAAUCUCAGAAUGAAAUCUGUUUAUUGUUAAAAGUUUCAAAACAUUCUGCCGAUUUAUGAGGUAUUUGUUACCAUUUGAAAUUGUCAAGUUUUGCUUAAGCUUUUACCUAUUUGAUUUUAUGUGGAUACUUAUACAUUUGUUUGGCCAAGCAAAAGUGUUCGAAAUUUAAGAGGACAUUCAUCAAAAGCUGUACAACUAUACCCACUUAUAUAACUAAGUAAUUGUAAAAAAAAACAAGUUUAGCGUAAUGUAAGUUGGUUUGUUUAUAUAAUAUUUUAAAGAUCAAAUUGUAAUGCAAAUCAUAAAAACCACAUUUCGUACCUAGUAUUUUUAUUUGAAAAUUAUAAGUACCUACUUAUACUAUACAAAUAGUACAAGAAAUUCCAGAAUACAAAAUAAAUAAUUAAGUAGGCGAUUAUUGCGAUUAUUUCAAUAGGUAGGUACCUACUAAAAAUAUAUAGAGGACCACCUUUAGAUUCUAGAAAUGUAAUUGGUCUUAUUUUAUACGUAUAAAAAAUUACAUGAAUCCUUGCAGAAACCUAUAGAAAUCCAUAGAAACCUUGCACUUUGCAGCAUGGACACUAUUGAAAGAUUAAAAUGAUAGUUUAGGUCUGGAAAAUUGCCACAGGUCGCAACAAUUUUUUUUUCUGUUGAUCUAGUAAAAACAUAACAAAGAAAUAACGCUUCGUGAAGCAGUUAGGUACAAACUAUUUUAUUAGUAAAAUAAUAUUUAAGUUUUUUGUGUAAAAAAUUAUAAUAAUUAUAGAUAGGUGCCUAUUUCAAACCUGCAUAUACCUACAGUGCACAUGUUUUAAAACUAAUAUUUAAAUGUGCAAUGUCAUAAUUCAACUAAUAUUGUUUGAAUAAAUAAAUUGUGAUUAUUAAAUUAAAGCAAAUAUUAUAACAUAUACUUAAUUUUAAAAUAUCUACC
Molecule: messenger RNA, 28103 nt
Organism: Cinara cedri
Lineage: Eukaryota; Metazoa; Arthropoda; Insecta; Hemiptera; Aphididae
Source: the annotation of a GenBank genome assembly